This is a messenger RNA of Pseudoliparis swirei, 3107 nucleotides long. Its product is annotated as synaptotagmin-5. Gene Ontology annotation, cellular component: axon; synapse. Lineage: Eukaryota; Metazoa; Chordata; Actinopteri; Perciformes; Liparidae. The transcript has 4 exons. Gene Ontology annotation, molecular function: phosphatidylserine binding; calcium-dependent phospholipid binding; clathrin binding. Gene Ontology annotation, biological process: vesicle fusion; cellular response to calcium ion; regulation of calcium ion-dependent exocytosis. Bases 341 to 1489 code for a protein of 382 amino acids. The record is from RefSeq and is a predicted model, not a curated record.
CCUAGUUCACCUGCAGAUCCUGCUGGCUGUGGGUCUGGCUGUGUUCUGCUCCUGCCUGGUUCUCGGCUGCGUCUUUUGCUAUCGCAGAAGGAAGAGUUUUUCAUCGGCGGACAAGGAGGCCAUCUUCCUGUCUCCUCAUCCCGCCGAGAGGGUGACUGUGACCUUAACUCCGUCGCCGUGCACCCAGCCUGUCAAGCAGCAGUACGAGGAGCUGGAUGGCAACGUGUUGGAGUUGCCUUCCUUUAAAAGCACCUCUUCUCCCUCCGAGGAUGACCUCACCGCCCUGCCCUUUGACCACAGCCCGACCAGACUGGUGCAAUCUCCUGGGUCUUCUUUCCCGAUGCGUCGCCUCAGCACCCCGGCGAUUCCCUGCUCAUCCAAUAAGCCUCGGCGUCGCGGCAGAGCCUCCCUGCCCUCCCUCACUAAGCUGGGCCUGGUGUCCAGGUCCCGUCGGGCGAUGGGUCGCCGCAGCACCGUGGGCGGCGAAAGUUUUCUUUACGCCGAAAGCAGCCAACUAACUGCUGGUGCUGCCAGCGCUCCUGCCCAGCAGAGGGGGCUAUGUAUCUCUCAGUAUGGCUCUAACUCUCUCUCCAACGCCUCCAAGCCGGCUCCUCUCCUUCACUUCUCCCUGCUCUUCUCCUCGGCAUGUGGCACCCUGAUGGUCAACAUCCUGGGGCUCUCGGGGGCCAGUCGAAGGCGCGCCGGGUUGUUUGUCCGGGCCAGCCUUCCUCCCCUCUGCCCCACCCCUCAGCAGAUAGCCUCUCGGCGCCGCAGCCUCAGCCCGGACCUCCACGGCGAAACUUUCGUGCUGCAAGUGGGCUCCGUGGAAGAGCUGCGCGGCUGCACCUUGAGACUUGCUGUCUACAGCAGGGACUUCUCAGGCCUGAGGGAGGCCGCGCUGGGGCUGCUGGAGCUGCCCUGUGAGCAGAUGGAUUUGUUGCCUGACACCACCAGCACCUACACAAGGCAGCUCAGCUCGUCCAAAAGCAAGUUGAAAAAGAGUGUGAGUUCCCAGGAAACGUUGGGUGGCAGGAAGAGCUCGGUGUCUGCGCCGCGGGCUUUGGGCCAGCUGUUCAUCCUGCUGCAGUACCAGACGCCGGCCCAGCGCAUCAAGGUGAUGGUCCGAAAAGCUGAGAAUCUGGCCAAGCUCACACGGAUCCCAGGAGCUCCAGACCACUACGUUGUCAUCAACCUGCGACAGGAUGGGAAAGUAAUUGGUACCAAGGAGACUAAAGGGGCCGGCGGCCCGAACCCCAUCUGGAACGCCCCAUUCCUGUUCGACCUGCCCUCUGGUGACAUCACUCAGCUGCCAUUGGUGCUUGAGUUCAUAGUCAUGCAGGGCCGUCUCUACACGAAGAGCAGCAGUCUGGGUCGUGUGUCGAUUGGCAGCGAUACCUCAGAGGCAGGACAGGGACACUGGAAGGAAAUGUGCAGUCGUCGGCAAAUUGAGAUAACUCACUGGCACGCUGUCCAAUCAGAUGUACUGUAGGUCUUACAGACCGAUUGUCCACUCCGCCGCCCAGUGAAUCAAAGAGAGGUGGAGUUAAAUGGGAAUGACAUGCGAUUGGGGUGCACACGCUUCAAAGUAUUUCCUUUUACUCUAAGGGUCUGUUGUUUACUUUAUCUGUGGUCGCUUUGGCAACUUUGAUAGAUCUCCAUUCCUUUACUCAACAGAUCGAAUAGACAACUCAUCCAAAUGGUCCAGAAGUAUCUGCAGAGCUUUCAAGAGAGAAGCCCUGAACACUGUAUGGAGCUGGAUGUGCAGCAGCUUUCUCCAUACCUACAGUACUCUGUAGCCUGCAUUGCCUUUGUGAUAAUUUCCACUGUGACCUAUUAAAACUGUCGUCUGUAUAACUGUAUCAUUGUGGUUAUGUGAGACUUGCGCUGAUGUUGUCGUACUGUACUUUGCCCAGAGGAUGCACAAGUCAAUGUUGAAUGUUACGGAACAUCUGUGUCGCCAUGGUUUUGCUGUGGUGUAUUACUGUGUCACUAUUUGUCUACAUUCAGGACCGUAAACACCUCUUGUAUGUAACAGGCCAUUGCGGUGGCCUGCAGGGUUAUUGUUUUCCAAUUCCCAAGAGGAUUUCCAAGUUUUGUUCUUGAGCUACAAUAAACAUACACAGAGGCCAUAGCUCCGUUGUGAAUACUAUACAUCUGAGGUUUCAAGACUUUAAUAAUAGUUCCCACUUUAUUCAACAAUAAGGUAAAACAGAUAAAUACAAGAGGGAAUACCCACUUAGUCACGUGUCUGCCGUGUUGCAGUGCAACGUGAGGCCAAGCAGCAGUAUUAUUGAGUGUCGUGCACUACUCGUGCACCGUGGCUCUCUUGCUAUUGCCGUUCAUUAUUGAACACAAUCUGCUGCAGUGACUCCAUUUUUGAUUCACGCCGCCUCCCAAUACAACGGGAGCCUCAAUGGAGAAUACAAAUUCAAUUGAUUGCAUGAUGACUUUUAAUUUUUAUUCCGCAGUCGAUGGAAAUCUGUAAAAUAACAACUGAAAUAGAUGCGGCCUAGCUUCGAGAGCCUUGCACGGGUAAAUAUUAGCUAGUCAAGUGAAAUUAAUUCAGACUAUUAAAACAAUUUCAAUAUUGUUACUCAGUUCGAGUAUGAAUAAUAAUAUUUUACAAAUUAUUACAGCAUAAUUUCUGGGCUCAAGCAGAUGCUUGUCUGGCGUUAUAUUGUCAACGUUAAAAAUACUCAGUUUAAAUGUAGCCAGGACCAAAAGCUCGUGGCUACAUUUAAACCAUCCUGUUUGACCAUACAUUACUAAAUGAACGCUACAGAGCCCAGACUAAAGUAAUCUUCAUAAAACUUUAAUUAAAAUAUUGGAAAAAUUUGACUUCUAGACUAACAAACUGAAGUGGGUUUAAAGAUAAUUUUGAUUGAGAUAAGAUAUUCAUUCGGCACCCGUCACAUAUUCGAUAAUGGCAGGACAUUUAAUAAUAAACUUUGUGGGUGUUUUGAGGGAGGAGUUAUUGUGUUUUGUUUGUACUUAUAAUAUAUGUACCAUGUAGAUGCCUGCUGGUGGCAUGUAUUGUCUUAACUGUAUAUUUGAAAAGGGAAUAGGUUCAAAGAAUUUCAAAUAAAUUGAUAUAUUAUAUAAAAUAA